Molecule: messenger RNA, 3954 nt
Organism: Priapulus caudatus
Lineage: Eukaryota; Metazoa; Priapulida; Priapulimorpha; Priapulimorphida; Priapulidae
Product: ATP-dependent Clp protease ATP-binding subunit clpX-like, mitochondrial
Exons: 12
Coding region: 60-1829 (589 amino acids)
Biological process (GO): proteolysis; protein catabolic process
Cellular component (GO): mitochondrial matrix
Molecular function (GO): ATP binding; ATP hydrolysis activity; protein dimerization activity
Source: RefSeq, a predicted model, not a curated record
AUAGGCAAUUGCUGUACGUCUGGUGCUGAAAUUGGCCAAAUUUUUAUUGAGGCCACAGUAUGGCUUCAUCAACAGCGGCGAGACUUGGUGUAGGCCCUGCUAGGAGACUGGUCAUAUAUCCAUCCGCAAGAAGACGGAGUGCCAUUCCAAAUUUCCGGUCUGUGAAAUCACUUAGCCCAAGUUUUUGCUCCAUCUACAUAUGUGAUAGAGAUCUUCACACCUCCACCUUUCUACUUGCCCCCCGAGAUGGAAGUUCGGGUAUAUUUGGUGGCGACGGGGGACAGAAACCCCCACCUACGUCGGGCGGUGGUGGUGGUGAAAACAAAGAUAAAGACACCAGUGGUGGAUCAGGCGGUGGUCAACUCAGGUGCCCGAAGUGUGGCGACCCCUGCACACACGUCGAGACGUUCGUUUCCUCAACGAGAUUUGUGAAGUGCGAGAAGUGUCACCACUUCUUCGUGGUCCUGUCCGACAUUGAUUCGAAGAAGACGAUUAAGGAAGGGCAGCGAGAGCAACCCGCAGAGAAGGUCAAUCAGCAGAGGCUCCCUCCUCCUCACCCGAAGAAGAUAUACAACUACCUGAACAGAUACGUGAUCGGGCAGGAGAAGGCGAAGAAGGUGCUCUCUGUCGCCGUCUACAACCACUACAAGCGCAUCUACACGAACGUCCCCGCGACGGCGCAGAAGCCGGAGCAGGGAGUCGUGGAGACGCAGCAGCAGCAGCGCUCUCCCGCCACCUUCUCACACAGAGAGCUGCUGCAGAUCGCCGGGCUGGGAGAUCGCAGCGCCCUCGGCCCCAACGUGCAGCGGCAGCAGGAGCAGGAGCAAGCGCGGCGCGCCAGCGACAUCCUCGACUCCCACAAAGAUGACCUGCUCAUCGAGAAGAGCAACCUGCUCAUGCUGGGACCCACCGGCUCAGGGAAGACGCUGCUCGCGCAGACGGUGGCGCGCUGCCUCGACGUGCCGUUUGCGAUCUGCGACUGCACGACGCUGACGCAGGCGGGCUACGUCGGCGAGGACAUCGAGUCCGUCAUCGCCAAGCUGCUGCAGGAUGCUAACUACAACGUGGAGAAGGCGCAGCAGGGUAAGCGUCUCUGUGGGUGGGGCCUGCUGAAGAUGCUGGAGGGCACCACUGUCAACGUACCGGAGAGAAACGCGAGGAAGAUGCGCGGUGAGACGAUCGCCAUAGAUACGACAAACAUACUGUUCGUCGCCUCGGGAGCCUUCAACGGGCUGGACAGGAUUGUUGCACGCAGGAAGAAGGAGAAGUACCUCGGAUUCGGAGCCCCGACGAGCGGCAGCCCCGGGCGGCGCGCAGCGGCCGACGCAAACAUGCAAAACCUGACGGAGGCAAACGACGUCGUCGGGGAGAACCUGGAGCGAGAUCGGCUGCUCGAGGUCGUCGAGGCGCGGGAUCUCAUCGAGUUCGGAAUGAUCCCGGAAUUCGUCGGCCGUCUUCCCGUGAUCGUGGCUUUCCAUUGCCUCGACGAAGUUAUGCUCAUGCGCAUCCUCACUGAGCCUAGCAACGCGCUUGUGCCUCAGUUCUCCAAGCUCUUCAAGAUGGACAACGUGGAUCUGACCAUCAAGACGGACGCGUUGAAGUCGAUCGCUCAUCUCGCCCUGGAGAGGAAGACGGGAGCGAGAGGACUCCGAGCCAUCAUCGAGAAUAUUCUGCUGGAACCGAUGUUCGAGGUUCCGGGAUCCGACAUCACGCAGGUGAUGAUCGACGCUGAGGUCGUGAACGGCACGAAGAAGGCCACGUACAUCCAGUCGACGGGCAGCAUCGAGAUGGACUCAUCCGACGACAAGGCGCAGGCCGCGGGCAACUAGGGGAGUCGCGUGGUGCGGCGCUGGGCCGGGUGCGGUACGGGGUGGGGCAGGACGCGGGGCGGGGGAGCGAACGUGAGACCGCACGAGGUGUAGACCGACUGGCAGCGGUAGUGAGUUCUGGUCAUUCGUGAGACAAAAUUUUGGCACUUUUCGUCUCUACCGACGGUGCCCGUACUCUACUGGUUUUUGUGUGCGCGUGCCAGAAUUCUACGCUGUCGCAAUGUUGGGCUGUGCAAUGUGGCGUGGCUUCGAGCGGCAAUUGCGGUUUCGGUAGGCGUGUGGGCACUUGGAAAUGCCGCGACAAAAAUCUGAACAUUGCAAAAUGGUUGCGAGUGAAAAGAGGCUUGGGCGUGCUGUCGCACACCUGUGUGUGCAUGCGUAUGUGUGUGCGUGCGUGUGUGCGUAUGCGUGUGCGUGCAGGACCAGUAUUUCUGUUAACACGUAGAUGUCGGAGCCCCCUCCCCCUCCCCACGAUUUUUCAAGCAUUACAAAUGUCUUGACGUCUUCAAACUGCCGUUUUGUGGCUGGGGAACAAUCUGUUAAACUGUAUAAUUGCGUAAGUGUAGAUAGUGGUACCGCAACUUUAUGCUUCUCUUGUCGUCGUCCUAGCGUUCAUUGCUUCGUGAUCAUACGAAGCUUUGUACGGGGAUGUUUCUGUAUUGCUUGCAUGGACAAGCAUGCCAUUCAAACUGAGCAUUGCAUGUGAUCGGCACUUGCAAUGUCUCCGAAAAAAAAGUACCUCAAUUCUAUACAAUUUAGUAUGAACAGGAGUACACUAACAAAGAGAGAUUCAUGUACUCUUGGUAUAACGUCUGUAGUAGUUUACAUGCAAAUACGAGAGCGUUUAGCUGAAUUAUAUGCCGUAUUAACACAACGUUUUGGCACCGUGGGAAAGCGUGGUCAUCAGCAGCAUGAGGGAGGGAUAAGGAACCGUAGUGUUCGUGUCGUAUUCGGCAGUGAAAUUGCAUGCUGAAAUGGGAAGUGUGUUGCACUGGGGCUGCGGGGAUAACGAGAUGAAACCUGUCCCGUGUGCUGAUGCAUUCAGGAUGUAGAAUGGCCAGUAUUUCAUAACUGACAAGCCACGAUAGAAACAAAUCCCCGUACCUCGUCAAUCUUCUCAAAUGGAAUGGUGUAAUACGUGGCCUGCAUGGUGCAACACUAAUAGGUGACCCAAGCAGGAAAGCAGCUAGCUAUGACGGUGCAUUUUACGUUUUGUUCCUUAUUUGGAGAAUGUGUCGCUGUGUUAUUACUGGAUGAGAGAAGGCAGGAAUGAAUUGUCGGAUGGUUCCGUAUGUAUAGUGGCACUGACUGUCUGCAAUACUAUCGUGCUGCCUGGGACAUUCGUAAAUUGUGAGAGAAUAACGAUAAGCCACUGCCGGUGAGAGUUUGUGGUGUGUUGUGUGUCCUUAUUUACUAUAAAGAGUUUUUGUUAUGUAGAAUGGUGUUGGCACAUGGAAUCACAUGGCCACAUGCGUGAUGUAUUCCUCGAGGUUUAAUUUAAAGAACUAUCCAUACCGUAGCACGUUUCCUAGUUGUAAUGUAUAUAAGUACUUGAAAUAGCAAGGUGUAAUGUUUGACGAGUAAUUAUGUAAAGAAAAAUUUAAAAGGAAAUGAACUGGAGUGUUUAUCCUUUUAGAUAAUUAUUUUGCUUUGUUAAAAGUGACAUAAAAAAAUCAAACUGCCUGGUUACACGGAUGAUUGUGCAGUUGGACAAACGCCAAAGUAUUAUUAAAGAAAGAAAAACUAUUAAACGUGGGCUGAAACGCGAGUGGUGAGUCUGGGCGCACAUUGGUCAUAUUAUCUUACUGACUUAUUUUUGUAUCGACAUCCUACAAACAUGAACAUAUGCAUAUAUAGAACUAGUAUGUACACAUAGGUUCAUGCUACAGUGAUCAGUGGGCAAUAGUUACUUUUCCAUCUAAAGCCAGUCUUGUAAAUCGGAUAGCAAGGACGGUGAAUGUCUGGUGUGUGCACUAGGCUCUUGCGAGGUUUGUCUCGUGCCAAGCAGACAUAGCAAAUCGCGUUUGUAACCAAUCUGAAUUUGUUAUUGACACCUGUCUUGUGUAUAGAUGUUUGGAGUGGUAAAUCUAAUCAAUAAAAUCGUUCUUCGCAAGCAAUUAACAAA